This is a messenger RNA of Amblyraja radiata (thorny skate), 1675 nucleotides long. RefSeq names its product ERGIC and golgi 2 (gene ergic2). Gene Ontology annotation, biological process: retrograde vesicle-mediated transport, Golgi to endoplasmic reticulum; endoplasmic reticulum to Golgi vesicle-mediated transport. The transcript has 14 exons. NCBI's taxonomy places the organism in Eukaryota, Metazoa, Chordata, Chondrichthyes, Rajiformes, Rajidae. Gene Ontology annotation, cellular component: endoplasmic reticulum; membrane; COPII-coated ER to Golgi transport vesicle. The coding region runs from base 221 to 1354 and encodes 377 amino acids. The record is from RefSeq and is a predicted model, not a curated record.
UGUUGGCGGAAGCUGGGGGUGAGAGGUGACGGCGCGGCCCGGCCCGCUCGCUCGGGCAAAGACGCGGAGCCUGGAGAUGGUGACGGUGAUGGCGGCGGGAGCGGGGUAGACACCGGCCUCACACCGGGGAGCCCGCACCCGGACCCGCACCCGGCCGGCAGCCCACACACGGUGUGAUUUAUGAAGCUGAAGGUGACAAGCCUUGAAUGGAUAUUUGAAGAUGAGACGAUUAAACAAGAGAAAGGCGUUGAACUUAGUGAAGGAGCUCGAUGCAUUCCCAAAGAUUCCUGAAAGUUAUAUUGAAACAUCAACCAGUGGUGGUACAGUUUCUAUAAUUGCCUUUACCACCAUCGCUGUGUUGUCCAUGAUGGAAUUCUUUGUCUAUCAGGACACGUGGAUGAAGUAUGAUUAUGAAGUGGACAAAGAUUUUUCCAGCAAACUACGAAUCAAUUUAGAUAUUACAGUUUCAAUGAAAUGCCACUAUAUUGGGGCAGAUGUCCUUGACCUGGCUGAAACUAUGGUUGCUGCUUCAGAAGGGUUGAAAUAUGAACCAACAGUUUUCGAAUUAUCUUCACGUCAGAAAAUAUGGCAAAGAACACUUCAAAAGAUCCGCCGGAAAGUGCAAGAAGAACAUUCUCUGCAGGAUCUUUUAUUCAAGAGUGCGUUUCGAGGCUCGCCUACAGCUCUACCACCCAGGGAAGACAAAUUAUCUUAUCCACAUGAUGCCUGCAGGAUUCAUGGACAUUUAUACGUCAACAAAGUGGCAGGAAAUUUCCACAUCACAGUGGGCAAGGCCAUCCCUCACCCGAGAGGUCACGCACAUAUGGCAGCUCUUGUUAGUCACGAUGUGUAUAAUUUUUCUCAUCGAAUAGAUCACUAUUCAUUCGGGGAGCCCAUCCCAGGCAUCAUCAAUCCGCUGGAUGGAACAGAAAAAAUCGCCAUAGAUCAUAAUCAGAUGUUUCAAUACUUCAUCACAAUUGUGCCAACAAAACUUAACACGUACAAGUUCACGGCAGAAACCCAUCAGUAUUCAGUGACAGAACGGGAGCGGGUGAUUGACCAUGCCGCUGGCAGCCACGGGGUGUCGGGCAUUUUUAUGAAGUACGACAUCAGCUCUCUAAUGGUGACGGUGACGGAGCUGCACAUGCCCCUGGGGCAGUUCCUCGUCCGCUUGUGUGGGAUCGUUGGAGGCAUCUUCUCCACCACAGGCAUGCUGCACGGAUUUGUGGGGUUCUUGGUCGAUGUGGUCUGCUGCCGUUUCAAGCUCGGAGCCUACAAACCUAAAGCCGCGACUGCACUCGAUGGCCACAUAAAUAAUCAUUCUGUCCCAAUUCUAGAUGACUGUGAACACUAGCGUUAUGCAGGGAUGAAAAUGGAUCAAAAACUCUCCUCAAAUCUUGAUGUGCGCAAAAAAAAACUAUUUUUGGAUGGCACAAUUUUGUUUUAAUAAAUCGUUAGUUGCGUUCUAGAAUCUACAAUUCCAAUCCCACUCAAGACAUUAUAGGUCAAGUAGUUUUAUUACCUCUGGAUGAUGGUCUGCUUUUAAAUGAUUCCGUGUCUUUAUUUAAAAGAAACUCAGAGACGUUCAAUGUCAAGUCGUAGAAUGACCUUCGGAUGAUGGACUGGUUACUAAAUUCAAUGUUUCAUUUAAAAUAAAAAGGGAAAAUGAUCAGUA